Penicillium canariense is the source of this 1551-nucleotide messenger RNA. RefSeq names its product sugar porter family MFS transporter. Gene Ontology annotation, molecular function: carbohydrate:proton symporter activity. Bases 1 to 1551 code for a protein of 516 amino acids. Lineage: Eukaryota; Fungi; Ascomycota; Eurotiomycetes; Eurotiales; Aspergillaceae. The record is from RefSeq and is a predicted model, not a curated record. Gene Ontology annotation, biological process: carbohydrate transport; transmembrane transport. The transcript is spliced from 3 exons. Gene Ontology annotation, cellular component: membrane.
AUGGUCGCACUCUUUCGAGGAAAAGCCCUGGGGAUAGCGCAGGCGCUUCUCAUUGUGGCUCCCGCUUUUAUUAUAUUCGGUUAUAACCAAUCGGGACUUGGCCCUCUCGCGACUCUGCAGAGCUGGGUCAAGGUCUUCCCGGAGAUUGACACAAUCAACACAAAGGGCAGCCAGCUCACCAGGAACAACACACGCAAAGGUGCGGUGAUUGCAUCGAUGCAGCUUGGUGCGCUGUUCGGGGCUUUGUCGUGUACAGCGAUGAGUGAUCGACUGGGUCGUCGCAAGACCAUUUUCCUCGGUGCGAUCCUUACAAUCAUUGGCCAAUUGCUCCAGACCUCUGCCUACGGCAUUGCCCAGUUUGUUGUGGGCCGUGUUAUUCUCGGUCUUGGUGUUGGUCAAUUCAGUGUUGCUGUCCCUGUCUGGCAGUCGGAGUGCACAUCUGCCAAACAUCGUGGGCAGCAUGUCAUUGUUGACGGUAUUUGCAUCUGCUUGGGUUAUGCCCUGUGCAACUGGAUCGACUUUGGUUUCAGCAAAGUCAGCGGCUCGCUGCAAUGGCGGAUGCCACUGAUGAUCUCCUUCUUCUUCUCGCUCAUCGUUUUGGUCUCGGUCUUCCUGCUUCCCGAAUCUCCUCGAUGGCUGGUCCGCGUUGGCCGUAUCGAAGAGGCUACCGAGAGUCUUGCUGCCUAUAGGGGCGUACCCGAUGACGACGAAUCAGUCCGUGCUGAAAUUUCCGGAAUCGAGGCUUCGUUGGAAGCCUCAGAUGAUAGCGCCUCCUUGCUUGACAUCUUUAACUUGAAGAAGCCUGAUGAAGAUCGCCUGCUGUACCGUUUCUGCUUGUGCGUUGCACUGCAGUUCUUCCAGCAGAUGUGUGGAGGCAACUUGAUUUCGACAUAUAUUUCGACCAUCUUCCAAGAAAACCUCAAUAUGUCCAGUGAUAUGGCUCGUAUUCUUUCGAGUUGUGCGAUGACAUGGAAAUUCAUGUGCUCCUUCAUCGCGUUCUUCGCCAUCGACAGACUUGGCCGCCGCAAGAUCUUCAUGAUCAGCGGCACCGGCAUGGCCGUCUGUAUGACGGUUCUGGCGAUUACUAAUAGCUUCGAGGGUAACCACUCCGCGUCAAUCGCCUCGGCAUUCUUCAUGUUCCUCUUCAACUCAUUUUAUCCUAUCGGAUUCCUCGGUGGCAACUUCCUCUACUGUACUGAGGUCGCUCCCAUGCGUCUGCGAGUCGCGAUGUCUGCCAUCUCGACUGCCAAUCACUGGCUGUGGAACUUCGUGGUCAUCAUGAUCACACCAGUUGCACUGGAUACUAUCGGCUAUAAGUACUACAUUAUCUACGCCGUUAUAUCUGCGUGCAUCCCUGUUGCGGUCUAUUUCUUCUACCCCGAGACCAUGAACCGCAACCUUGAGGCGCUGAACCAUGUGUUCCGUGAUGCCGAAACCCCCUGGCAGAUCGUGAACAUUGCUCGCCAUCUACCUCAAGGCGAGGGUGCUGAGGUAGAGGUGUGGAAGCGCGGAGAUGAAAAGGGCUCGAUUGAGCAGCAGGAGCACGCUUAG